Lingula anatina is the source of this 859-nucleotide messenger RNA. Its product is annotated as ciliary microtubule inner protein 2B. Lineage: Eukaryota; Metazoa; Brachiopoda; Lingulata; Lingulida; Lingulidae. The record is from RefSeq and is a predicted model, not a curated record.
UACAGCAUCCAUAUACAGUUGAUCACAUUAAUAUUCAAACAGUAAUCAAAAUUUUUCAUUUAUGCUUUUUUCAGAGGACAGGAAGGCAUUUACUGAGCCCCCAAUCCCUGGCUACAAGGGCUUCAUCCCCCGCAUUGGUACAACAGAGCUUGGUCUUGGCGGGCGCUACCACACUACAACCAAGAAUGGCUUAGAAUCUUUUGCAAAGGAAACCAUGCAUCAUUUUGCAGUCCAACAAGAGCCAAUUAAAGUUGAAAGAGGGGAUGACCUUGUCAAAAUGCCUUCCUAUGCUAGGCGGUUAUAUCUUCAUGACGGCAUGAUUCCCAAGUACACAGGCUAUUGUCCACAGAGGCGAUUUAAUUUCGGUAACACCUAUGGAGACACAACUCGCUCACUGAAUGUAUGCAAACAUGACAUGGCAUGCUAUGGAGACUUUGCAAACACAAUGAGGCAGUCUGCUCCAGUAUAAAGAUAAUCUUUGAUAUUGAAACCAAAAUUACAUCAGAAAAUUAGUAUUUAUACCAAAAAAUGAUAAUUGGAGGAAGAUGACAGCAGGAAUCAGUAGCCAGAGGUUCAGUGAUUAUUUCAUAAGUCAUAAGAUUGGAUUAUUUUCAAUAAUGCUGGUGCCAAAUUGUCGAUGAAAGACAAAGAAAUAAUAUACAGCGAUCCCUUAAUUUUAUAUUGAUUACUUCUGAAGUUAAAUAGGCACUAAACUAGAUCAUUUUAAGGUACAUAUAUAAGAAUGGUAUAUACUUUUCUGUAUAUAACACAGUAAUAUCUUGAAUGAUUAGUGAUGGAAACAGAAUUUUACAAAUCAGAAAGAAGCACUUGGAGCAACAUUUCUUCUUGCAAAAAAAAA